GGGGCGCCAAAUCUGAACCGACAAGUCCAGACUAGUUAGCAAAAGCAGUAGAGAAACGAAAGUCUCCUGCGGAGAAAGCUUUUGUGGCCCGCGAGUGGGUAGAAAGCGAAGAACGCAAGACUUGCAAUAUAGCCAGGAAGGGGGGGAAGCUGCGACAACGUGUGCAAGGGCUGAAGUACCGUUGCGUAGCCCAAGUUUAUGACAGGCUUACUCGGAAGUGGAAAAUGGCCACUGCCGGAGACCAGCUGCAGUUCCAUUUAAUAACUGACUACCCUGAAGAUGUCAUAAAUGUAGGGAAAAUAAUAUUUGGUGAACAACAAAGAGACAUGAAGAAGAGGGGUAACGAAAUUGAAGGAAAGGUUCGGGAGCAGAACAAGAAGGAUAAGUUCAAAAAAUCCAACAAGGAUAUUGAAAAAGAAAUAAAAGCGUUAAAAAAGGAGCUAGAUGAGAAACUAAAAAGGCAAGCCACUCAUCUCACCCAAGCAGGCUGUUCCUUACUCAACUCAGGGGGAGGAGUGAUAAGAGCUGAAAUCGAGAAUGAGGGCUAUUCCUAUAAGCAACACGGGAUUGGACAGGACAUAGAGAAUUCUUUUCGGGACUGUAUUCAAUCAGAUUUCUUCUCUCAAUACUUUGACAUAGUCCAGGAAGGUUCUUACUUGCAGAUCUGGGUCAAAACAUGGAGUAGCGAGAGCCUAUCGCAACCUGCAGUGAUAUCAAAGGCUCGCCUCUGUUGCUUGAAGACUGGGCUGUUUUGGCGAUCUGGCACCUCAGCUGUGAAAAUGAAACCCUUGGAGGCUCUGAAGUUUCUGAAAGCGAAGCAGGCCUCUGCUAAGAAAGAUCCUGCAGAGAUGGCGGGGCUAAUGCAGAAGAGGGCUCGUCUUUGGAAUGACAGCCAGCAUUCAAGAGGAGCUGGCAUGCAGGAGGAAGGAGAUAUUCUGAAGGCCGCUGCUAAAUUUUUUGAACGAGACUGGCUGGAAUAUGAAGAGUUCCUGGAUUUCACUGAGUCAACAGAGGUUGAAUUUAAACAAUUCCCAUUUCCGACUAAGUCAACUGAGGCAGAAUUUAAGGCUGAGAACAUCCUGGAAUUUGUUAGAGCCAAACUGCCUGACUACAUCUCUGCUUUUGCAAACACCAAAGGGGGAUACGUAAUUUUUGGUGUGAGUGAUUACCGGAAGGUUAUUGGAUAUGAAGAAAACUUACAGCCAGAUCAAGUGAAAAUCGAAGUGCAGGAAACCAUUGAGAUUUUGCCCUAUUUCCAUUUCUGCACCUCUUUAGAGAAAGUCAGAGCUGAAUGUAAAAUCAUGCCUGUUUAUGAAGCUAACGGAACGAGGCAUGGUUAUGUCUUUGCUGUGCGUGUUGAGCCAUUUUGCUGUGUUGUUUUUGCGGCAGCUCCUGAUUCUUGGAUUGUGAAAGACCACCAUGUGACGAAACUGCAAGUUGAUGAAUGGAUUGAAUUGAUGACAGCAGAAGACCCAGAUCUUUCCCACUUUGAUCAAGGUUUCCAGAUCGAAUUGAGUAGGACCUGUAAGCCUCCACUUACUAAAUCGGUAUAUUCUGUUAAAGGCCUUUCCUGUGUGAAGGAUCUUCAAAGCACUCUAUGCCCUGGAGAUUCAUAUGAGAUAACUCAUAAACCAGAAGAACUCUGCACACAACUCUUCUCUGAGUAUUUGGGACUGAAGCACAUUAUGGAAAAGAAGAUGGAGGCUCUGCCAUUUUCUAAGGGAGUCCUGAUUUUUUCAAGAAGCUGGGCUGUUGAUGUUGGCCUACAGCAACAUCCACGUGUGGCCUGUGAUAUCCUCUUAGUAGCCACAGACACAGUUCCCAUGCUGUACACAAUUACUGUGAAUAAGAAUUAUUCUGACACUUCAACAAUCCCUGUGUUGGAAUAUUCAAGGAAUGUUGCCCAUAUAUUAAAGCUGAAACUGGUGAAUGAAGGGGGUUAUACUCGGAAAGUAUGUGUCAUUCCACACGUCAUUGAAAUUGGAUCCAGUGGAGAGGUAAAGCCAGAUCUGAGUCUGCUGGUCUCAUACCCUCUCACCUAUGUGGUUUCAAGAGAUGAUUUAGAAGAACUGAUCCAUGCCCUUACGAUUGUCCUGCUAAGGUUUAGGUCUUUCUUAAGUGACCAGCUUGGCUGUGAAUUUUUCAACCUUCUCACCACCAAACAGCAUGAGAUCCUAACGAAGAAUCUGUACAGGAACAAGAAGCUAUUUGUCUAUGGCCUUCCAGGAUCAGGGAAGACUAUUGUGGCCUUAGAGAUCAUAGAGAAGAUGAAAAAUGUCUUUCAUUGCAGCGCUGAUAAGAUCCUUUACAUUUGUGAAAACAGACCUCUGUGUGAGACUGUGAGAAUGAAAGAUGUCUGCCAGGCUGUAACGCGAGUCAGUUUUUUAAAAGGGAAAUAUACUCCAUCCGUGAAGCACAUCAUAAUCGACGAGGCCCAGAAUUUCCAGUCCAAAGAUGGUGACUGGUAUGGGGAAGCUGUGAAAAUUACGCAAGCGUCUGCUCAUAAGCCUGGCAUUUUAUGGAUCUUCUUGGAUUAUUUGCAAAAAACACACCUGUUGGAUUGUGGCCUUCCUCCUCCAAAUGCUCAGCAACCUCAGGAAUGGCUAACUCUUGGGGUGCGGAAUGCCACUAAAAUUUACGAUGCCAUGAAAGAACAAAUGCAUAACAUACUAUGCAGUCCCAAUGAACCGGACAUCCCUUAUGAACAGUUAGAAGCUUUGGUAAAAGAAGCUCAGUGUGGUCACAGUCUAGGAGGUACUUUAGUUAAGCCUGAGGUGAAUGAUGAAGAGGCAAUAGCAGAUUAUAUAGUAAAGGAAUGUCUUCAGUAUUUCCGAGACGGUUAUUCUGGGGAAAACAUUGCUAUCCUAUGCAGUACUGCCAUAGAAAGGAAUAAAUACCGACUCUUACUCAAGUCUAAAAUGCAGAGACAGGUGAGAAAAUUAAAACUGUCUGUAGACUUUGCAGAAGCAGAUGAGGCAAAGGGAAACAGCAUCGUUCUAGACAGCGUCCGCCGUUUUUCAGGCCUCGAAAGAAGUAUCGUGUUCAGCAUUUAUCCGUUUUCUAGCCCAGUGGCUGUUGCCGAAAAUCUUUUACUCUGCAUGGUGUCAAGGGCUAACUUGCACUGUCAUUUGAUGUUUGAUUAUCAGUGA
Messenger RNA from Heteronotia binoei (common prickly gecko), 3149 nucleotides. RefSeq names its product schlafen family member 11-like. The record is from RefSeq and is a predicted model, not a curated record. The transcript is spliced from 5 exons. The coding region runs from base 225 to 3149 and encodes 974 amino acids. NCBI's taxonomy places the organism in Eukaryota, Metazoa, Chordata, Lepidosauria, Squamata, Gekkonidae.